AUGGAUAUACCAUUCGAAGCCCGGAUCCCUCGCGAUCCCAAGUUCAGAGCUGAAAACAGCAGCGACGCAUUCGUAGCCCUGGCGAAAUGGGCAGUGGAUUACUCAACAGCUGAGGGGGUCAAAGCAGGCUAUAAAGCCGCCUUCCAGUCAGGCCAAGAAAGGAUAAGUGGCUUCUUUUCAAGUCUUCAAGGCUCUUCGAGCAAAAAGCCGGACUUGCCAACAGAAAAGCUGGUUCACUCGCCGCUUCAAGAUCCGAAAGGAAUUCGUCUUGUUCAAGUAGAAGUGAAGGACUCUAUCCUUUCUUUGAACCUGCGAACCUAUUCAUCCUCUGAGAUCCCGCCUUAUGUCUGCCUCUCUUACGUCUGGGUUGACUUUGGUCCUAUGUGGAAUCGUGGCCGUGACUUUCGCGAGACUGAGCUUGAGGUCCCUCACUUCAGUCAUGCCGAUAACGUCGAUAUAGCGAUCAAUAGCCGAAUAUUUCCUAUCGGAGCUAAUCUACACGCUGCCCUGCUCGGUUUGCACAAAUACCUCAACGGCAGACCUAUCUGGACCGACGCUAUCUGCAUCAACCAGGAAAACCCGGAUGAAAAAACUGUCCAGGUAGCUCGUAUGGAUGAGAUCUAUAGUGCAGCCGAGAAAGUAUUUAUUUGGCUGGGUAGAAAACAUACCGAGCGAACCGCUGCGAUGAGCAUUCUGAAAGCAUGGCCUGCCUUUCCAGAGGACCCAAACAAUGCCGACAUCCAAUUCCACGGGAAGAAGUACGCGACUGCAAAAGCAUUCUUCGAUGCAACGUCAACAGGCUCAGAGCUUAUAUCAUGGCUAAAUCUUCUUCGAAUCGUCACCGAAAGUUGGUGGAGUCGAGUAUGGACUGUUCAAGAAUUCAUUCUUGCCAAAAACUACUCUUUCUACUACGAUGGAGAAGAAGUCCCUGCGUCAGAGUUGAAAAAGGCGAUGGAUUGGACCUACUUCGUUGCUAAUCACUUGUCGCCGAAGAUGGUACCUCAUUGGGUUACUUUCCAGCCUUCGAUGUUUGACUUGAAGAAGAGUGCCGCGAAACUUCAUCUUCUUGACGUGACACUUCUUGGGGCGACGAGAAUGGCAGGUGAUCCGCGUGACAAGGUCUGGGCAUUUCUCGGUAUCACUGACCCAACAACUCUUGGUCAGACACCUCUCAAGCCAGACUACAGUAACCGAAAUAUGGGCGACUUCUACCUCGACAUAGCGCAACGUCUCAUAAAAGGUGACGCAGGUCUUCUCGUUCUAUCUCUAGUCAACCAUCCUCUGCCCCGAGAAUCUUACAAGUUCACAUCAUCAAAGCCAAUCGGCAACAGAUUACUAGAUAAGCAUAAGGCCAAGAAGCGUUUCCCUUCGAAGAAGCCAGAUUGGGCGCCGCUGGAAGAAGACAUCUUUGACGAUGCCCUCCAGCCAGACUGGUCCGGAAAGGGAGUUGGCUACCCAAGUUGGGUUCCGAAAAUGGCGAGCGCCGUUGCGACCGAGCCACUGUUUUUAAAGGAGAUGAAAGCCCAAAAGGCUCGGGGUAGGCCACUGUAUGAUCACGGUUGGCGAGUCUUUCACGCUGCGUCUAGUGUAAAGAGCGAUUAUUCGUUGUCCGAGAACGGAAGAACGUUGUCGGUGGGCGCUCAUAUCUUGGAUAGAAUCACCAAGAUUGCUCCCCUGCCUAAGAAGAAAGAAGAGGAGAAGGCGUUCUACAAGAGCCUUCGGUCAUGGUAUCCAGGGAGGACCCGCCUCGCCGACAUAACUUACCCGCCCCAAACUUCGACAACUGUCCCCGAGGCGCUGUGGCGAACGCUUUUGACCAACAUCUGGCUCACCACUCAUCCUGCACCUGAUGCUUGCAGCGACCACUUUGCCAAUUACCUGGCCCGCAUCUCAGACUCUGCCUCUGAUGCAAAACAUGAUCUUCGAUCGAAGCACAAACCUGAUCCAGAGGAGGGAGACAUCUUUGCGGUUGCGGUGGAUGAUGCUGGGGCUGAGAGGGUGCUUUUCGUUACGGAGAAAGGAUAUUUGGGGCUAGGACCAGCAAGGACGGAAGUCGGCGAUGUUGUGAGUUUGGUUGCUGAGGCUCAUGUGCCAUUUGUGUUUCGUAAGGGGCAGGGAUGGAUCUUGAUUGGGGAGAGUUAUGUGCACGGUGUGAUGUAUGGCGAAGCUGCUCAGAAGGUAGACUUCCAGAAGAUUAAGAUUGUAUGA
Messenger RNA from Fusarium redolens, 2208 nucleotides. RefSeq names its product heterokaryon incompatibility protein-domain-containing protein. Bases 1 to 2208 code for a protein of 735 amino acids. Lineage: Eukaryota; Fungi; Ascomycota; Sordariomycetes; Hypocreales; Nectriaceae. The transcript is spliced from 2 exons. The record is from RefSeq and is a predicted model, not a curated record.